Messenger RNA from Ipomoea nil (Japanese morning glory), 489 nucleotides. Its product is annotated as BAG family molecular chaperone regulator 7-like. The coding region runs from base 16 to 474 and encodes 152 amino acids. The record is from RefSeq and is a predicted model, not a curated record. Gene Ontology annotation, molecular function: protein binding. NCBI's taxonomy places the organism in Eukaryota, Viridiplantae, Streptophyta, Magnoliopsida, Solanales, Convolvulaceae. Gene Ontology annotation, biological process: protein folding. Gene Ontology annotation, cellular component: plasmodesma. The transcript has 2 exons.
CAGGCGACCUCAAGAAUGGUUGGUUGGAUCGGCGACGGCGGUAAUGGAGGAGAGAGUAGAGAUGAGUUCUUCUUGAACCACCCACACCAGUCAAUCCCGGCAGCGGCGGCGCUGUUCUCGCAAGGCGGAGCAUUUUCUCAGAGGGAACCCCUUCAGUCCAACUACUCGCACCUAAUCCCUGCUUGGGAGGAGAGGGCAGCAUUACCCUCUGCCAUUUCCAAUACCCAUUUCGCCCUAGAAUCCACGGCGAAGAUUGAAGAGCCUUCUGAUCAAGGCGCCAUCGUCCUAAGACAGACAUUUGGGUGGAGAGCGGAGAAGAACAAGGGGAAUAGAAAGGAGUUGUCACUGCAAGAUGCAGCCUUGGUAAUACAAAUGGGCUUUAGGGCUUAUCUUAUAAGGAGAUCUCAGGUUUUGCGGGCUCUUCGUGAGCCGACCAUUGCAAAAACCAAGUUGCGGGUGGCUCGUGAGUCGUGAUGCUGAGGAGAUACA